Molecule: messenger RNA, 2497 nt
Organism: Artibeus jamaicensis (Jamaican fruit-eating bat)
Lineage: Eukaryota; Metazoa; Chordata; Mammalia; Chiroptera; Phyllostomidae
Gene: CCDC110
Product: coiled-coil domain containing 110
Exons: 6
Coding region: 26-2497 (823 amino acids)
Cellular component (GO): cytoskeleton
Source: RefSeq, a predicted model, not a curated record
AGAAAAGAGAGCUUGAGCAGCAGCAAUGAGCCCCGAAAAGCAUCAUCAGGACGAGGACGAAGUUGACUGCGUCCUCCUUUCCGCGUCCAAGAUCCUCAGUUCCUCUGAGUGCAUAAAGGAAAGCGGUGGCAGUGAAACAGAAUAUGGCUGCAUAUCAGAAACAGAAAAUCAGGUCCAACCACAAUCAGCAUUAAAAGCCCUUCAGCAUCAACUGGAAUCGUUUCAGGCUCUCCGAAUACAGACUCUGCAGAACGUCAGCAUGGUACAGUCUGAAAUCAGUGAAAUUUUGAACAAAAGUAUUAUUGAAGUAGAAAACCCACAGUUUAGCUCAGAAAGAAAUCUGGUAUUCAACACACACACUGAAAAGCCUAUAGAGAAUCAAGAAGAAAUCCUUUCCAUGGGGAAAAUUCUUCAGUUUGAGGAUUCGAGGACUCUUCAUUCAGUGGAAGAAAAACCCAGCAGCAAUAGCGUAGACGGUCUCUCUCAGGGCAUUCAUGUUUCACCCCCGGCACAUUCCCGGGACAUCUCAACGCUGAGAACCUCGGCAGAUGAUUCUGCUUCCAACAUAAUUAUGAACCCUUCAGAAAAUUCUGACACGUUCAAGAAUUAUAAUAACCUCUAUAGUUUUCUACCUCAUGCACCAAAUGUUGUGUCUCACGCUGACCCAGUAAUUCUGGAAAAUUCCAAAAUUACCACGCCUUUCCUCAAGCACGGAUUUGGUGAAAAUUUAGAUGAUAUUUGCCAUUCUAUCAAACAAAUGAAGGAAGAGCUUCAGCGGUCACAGGACAAGGAGCUGGCACUUACAAAUGAACUUCAAACUUUAAAAAUGGAUACACAUUUUCAAGGUCAUAUGACAUAUGACCUGUCCCCCAUUCACAAGGAAAAUACUAACUUCAUUAAGGAAGAACAUACAGAAAGUAACUUAAAUGAAGAUAUAAAGUCAAAGAGAAUUUUAGAAUUAGAGGCAUUAGUAAACAAAUUACUCCCACUCAGGGGAACAGUGUCAAAAUUGCAUUUGACUUUUUGUAGGAAAUGUAAAAAAUUAUCUAAGAGUGAGAUACACAGGGGAAAGAAGAAUGAGAAAAACAGCAAAGAAAUUCCUAUCGCUGGCAAGAACGCCACAGACUUAAAAUUCCAUUCCAGACUUCCAAAACACACACUGUCAUUCUUUGACCCAACAAAGUAUGAAAUGAAAGACAAAGAGAGGCAAACAUUUGCAGUAAAACAAGGCUCAAUAAUAUUCGAAAAUGAGAAAACAUCCAAAGUCCAUUCUGAGCAGUGUGUGGCAAAAAUUCAGUACUUACAGAAUUACCUAAAAGAAUCUAUGCAGAUACAGAAAAAAGUAACAGAAGUAGAGAAUGAAAAUCUAACCCUUAAGACCAAAAUAAAAUCUCUUGUCUUCACCACACAGUCUCUGAUACAGAAAAUUGAAAUAUAUGAAAAGCAACUUAAGAAUUUGUUUCAUGAAAAGAACACUAUUCAGUCCAAAUUAAUUAAAACAGAAGAAGAUGGCAAAGAAUGUCUUAAAGAACUGAAAAAAAUAAUCAGUAAAUAUAAUGUUCUUCAAGAACAAAAUAAAACUCUAGAGGAAAAAAAUGGCCAACUUUCUCUGGAGAAGCAACAAAUGAUAGACACAUUAGAUCAGCUGAAAAGUAAAGAACACAAAACUCAGAAUGAUAUGGCCAUUGUCAAUAAUGAAAAGAAUCGAAUGAGUAUAGAAAUGGAAGCAAUGAAAACAAAUAUUCUAUUGAUACAAGAUGAAAAGGAAGUGUUAGAGAAGAAAACACACCAGCUUGUAAAGGAAAAAAGCUCGCUUGAAAAUGAACUAAAAGAAAGUCAGCUUGAGAGAAUGCAGCUAAAGGAGAGAGAAAGAUUGGCAAAAACUGAACAAGAGACGCUUCUUCAAAUAAUAGAAACAGUUAAAAAUGAUAAACUUAAUCUUGAAACUACAUUGCAAGAAUCUACUGCUGCUAGACAAAUGAUGGAAAGAGAAAUCGAGAACAUUCAAACCUAUCAAUCGACGGCAGAAGAGAAUUUUUUGAAUGAAAUAAAAAAUGCCAAAUCCGAAGCAAGUAUCUAUAAGAAUAGUUUAUCAGAUAUGAGCAAUGAAUGUGAAAUGUUAUCAAAAAUGGUCGUGGAAAUUAAAGCAGACAAUCAGAUUCUAAAAGAAGAACUAAAAAAACACAGUCAAGAAAACAUAAACUUUGAAAACAGCAUCAGCAGGCUUGCGGAAGACAAAAUACUUUUAGAGAACUAUGUGAGAAGUAUAGAGAAUGAAAGGGACACCUUGGAAUUUGAGAUGCGGAAUCUUCAAAGAGAAUACUUGAAUCUAAGUGAAAAAAUCUGUGGUCAGCGUGGUGACCUCUCCAAAGUGGGUCACAUCCCAAGAAGAGAGAAAUUCCAUUUUAACAGCUAUGACGCUUAUGAAGACACCUCUAGUCCCAGGUAUAGGCCUUUAGCCCCUGAUGUGAAAGGUAUGUACACUCUGGUGGAUUAA